GGGCGGGCCGGGCUGCCGCGGGCCCGGGGAAGGCUCCCGGGGGUGAGCCGAGGUCCCGGGCCGUCGAGGGCUCCGGCCAGCGUGCGGGAAUGAGCGGGUCCCUGGGCCGGGUGGCGGUGGCUCUGCUCCGCUGGGGGCGCGGCUCCGGCGGCGGCGGCCUUUGGGGCCCAGGCGUGCGGGCGGCGGGUUCGGGCGGCGGCGGGGGCGGCUCAGCCGAGCAACUGGACGCGCUGGUGAAGAAGGACAAGGUGGUGGUCUUCCUCAAGGGGACUCCGGAGCAGCCCCAGUGCGGCUUCAGCAACGCAGUGGUGCAGAUCCUGCGGCUGCACGGCGUCCGCGACUACGCGGCCUACAAUGUGCUGGACGACCCCCAGCUCCGGCAAGGCAUUAAAGACUAUUCCAACUGGCCCACCAUCCCGCAAGUGUACCUCAACGGCGAGUUCGUGGGGGGCUGUGACAUUCUGUUGCAGAUGCACCAGAAUGGGGACCUGGUGGAGGAACUGAAAAAGCUGGGGAUCCGCUCUGCCCUUCUGGAUGAAAAGAAAGACCAAGACUCCAAGUGAGGGCGGCCCGGGGCCUCCCUGAGCAGCAGGGGCUGUUGGUGCCCAGACUCACCGCCGGCCAAGCCUUACCGAUUCUGGUCUUGACUCAUCAGACGGCAGCUGCUUGCACGGAUUUCUCCAGUCUGUAAGCAGUUGGGCGAUUUUGGUGUGUCUGGUGUUGGGGCUGCGAAUAUUCUGUCGUGAACUUCAUUAGAACCACUGCACUGUAAUGAUUCAAUGUUGUAUUACGAUAUUGCUGUCAACAAAAUCUGUUCUUAGGUUGUCAUUUGCUCUUUGCCUGAUUCAGGAGUAAAACGAGGAGCUUUUGAGUCAUUCUUCAUGAAUCCUCUGCAAAUGUGUCAGUCUGCAAAGAUAAUUAUAUCUCCCCAAAUUUUUCGUAGCUGCUUCUGUUAAGAAAAAUGAUGGACAGGGAGGAAGAUGUGAUAACUGGGGUGUUGUUUUUUUUAAAUAAACUGCCAACCCAGGGA
Panthera uncia (snow leopard) is the source of this 1030-nucleotide messenger RNA. RefSeq names its product glutaredoxin 5 (gene GLRX5). The record is from RefSeq and is a predicted model, not a curated record. Lineage: Eukaryota; Metazoa; Chordata; Mammalia; Carnivora; Felidae. The transcript is spliced from 2 exons. The coding region runs from base 90 to 563 and encodes 157 amino acids.